GUACAGACAGUUGUGUAGGCCAACCGUAUGGUCUCCCUUAAUCGUUUUAAUAGAUGACAUCGAAUCCUUUACUGCUGAUUCGCUGUAUUGCUGAUUCCUUAGGAAAUGUUGUUGGAAUAAACAUUGGUCGUCUGGGAUUCUGCUGGCGGAUGCUGAAAAUCACAAGAGACCCUGAGCUGCCUGCCUCAUCCAUGAUGUCCAUGAUGAAACACAAUGCUGCACUGGGUUUCUGAGUCAAACCGCAGUGCCUUCUAGGAUUAAAUGAAUGAACCCAAAAUAUAUUUAGCAGUAAAAUAGACAGUCCAAGAGCGCGGACGGUCCACAGUAAGCCUGUGGCUCUACGUCUUCUCUCGACCUGAUAGGUUCCUGUGUUCUCGUGUAUUGUGGAUAACAAGAAACCUUCAAGACGGACGGGGUGGUGGAGCAUCGAGGGAGAAAUCGGGGCAAUAUGAGAGAGCGGGACUUUAUGCCCAACACGGAGAGGGGCAAACCUGCCACUUAUACGGGGGACAAAAAGGCUAAGAUGGCUGCGAAGACGAACAAAAAGUGGGUGAGACUAGCCACUGUCUUCGCAUAUGUAUUGUCUGUGUCCUUAGCAGCCAUCAUUCUAGCCAUUUACUACAGUUUGAUAUGGAAGCCAACGAGCGCAUCCUCUCCAGCGGGAAAGCCGGUGGUGCCCGAGGAGGUCACAGCCUCUGCCAACAUUUCAACAAACAGCUCCACAAGCAUCAACGUCUCAGACACGAACUCUACACAGACAGAGCUUUUAUCUGUCAAUGACACCAGGUUUAGCGCAAAACCUCAGACCAAGGCAUUUCAUUGGGAGGGCAGAAGCAAGAGCGCGGCCGUCAUCUCCGACGGUGUUGUAUCAGAAAGUGCUCACUCGCAACCGAAAGGGCUCUACGAGUCUGCCCAAAGCCACACAGCUGCACAAACUGCGGAAAGACCAAACACUAUGGGGAGAGACAGUCAGCCGUCUCAGCCUGCUGGGGACAAUCGGAGCCCGUUGCGCACUGGAGCCCAUAACACCAUGCAUGAUGAGAGAGGGGAGGAGGAUGCGGACCGACCAGCUACUGGCAGUGCAGAUCAAGCAGCUGCGGAAGCUGCUCCUGCUCCUUAAACCACAAAGGUUCCACUGCGCACCUCCGCCACGAGCCAACAGGUUUGCGCAAAGGAGACUGACCAGGCCUUUAAACGGGGAUCUAACCAGUGUUUGACAGCCUUAUGCCGCUGUCGGAUACAAUAGCGUACAGACAGGGGUCUUCGUGGAACAGAUAUCGAAGGACAGAGGAUGCUGCGAGAAUUGCACAGGCUUCAUGCACGUAUUUUAUUGAUAUGUUAUAUACCAAUAAUCUGAAUGAGUAUGACUGACAAUUAUAGACAAACUGCUUCAAAGGAAUAUUGUUUUUCCCUAAAACACUAUGCGUUUUCUGUUAGGCUACUUUAGGCUAUGCCUUAAUUGAUGUAGGCCUACGUCAUCGUUCCUUUGGACAUCUCCACCAAGGUCAUUUAUUUAUAUCCAUAUUAUGGACAAGGACAUGACAUACACCUGUAUUUAAAGCUAGACUCCUUAAUUGAAACAAUAACAAAGCGGGUAUCUCGCCUCUGUUUUGGUAAAACGCUAAGGGAUGGGCCUGUCAUAGACAGAGCUAUGGAUGGAAGGACUGGACAUUCAUUAUAUAAAAAUUAUAGUUUUAACCAUGUUUUGAUGCUAUACAGUGUUUGUUUAUAUUUACAUUGUUUACAAACAUUGGG
Coregonus clupeaformis (lake whitefish) is the source of this 1755-nucleotide messenger RNA. RefSeq lists its product as uncharacterized. The record is from RefSeq and is a predicted model, not a curated record. NCBI's taxonomy places the organism in Eukaryota, Metazoa, Chordata, Actinopteri, Salmoniformes, Salmonidae. The transcript has a single exon. Bases 449 to 1120 code for a protein of 223 amino acids.